This is a messenger RNA of Annulohypoxylon truncatum, 2163 nucleotides long. RefSeq lists its product as uncharacterized. Lineage: Eukaryota; Fungi; Ascomycota; Sordariomycetes; Xylariales; Hypoxylaceae. The transcript has 2 exons. The coding region runs from base 614 to 1936 and encodes 440 amino acids. The record is from RefSeq and is a predicted model, not a curated record.
CGGGGAGCUGUCUAGGUCAACUAUAUGUUUACUAUGCAUUGUAGACUUCAUCUUUCCAGGAAUUCUUCUGUUAUAUCUGCCUUCACAACACUAUAGGGGAGGCAUGGCCACCCACAGGUGGAGGGUUACUAUGGCCUCUAACUCGGGAGCCCAAAAAACUCAAGUACAAGAGCCUCCAGCGCCUCCAGCGCCAGCAUCAGCACCUGAAACAGCACAAGCGACGACACCCACAACGGAAGCCACCAACUCGACAAUACCAGCGCAAGCAACAAGCUCGACGAAUACAUCCUCAACGCCCUCAACAGCUCCUACUGGGACACAACCACCUGUACAACCAGCACCAGCAUCAACCCCACGUCCGAUACGACCGGCGCGAAGAUUGCGGCCAGGGCAGAAGCUGAAAUUUCCUCUGGAGUAUGUCCCUGCGUAUACCGGGCCCCAAAAUAAGACUGUUAGUCGUAAAUCUCCUGUCAAUGGACAAUCCGGGAACCAGAAUCAGCGCAAUGGCUUCAAUUCCACAGCCACCACGGCCUCGACGUCGAAGCACUAUGCUUCUCGAGUAGCGAAGGAGGAAGAUGAGAGACGAAAGUUUUACUACAACAUUUUAGGGGACAUGGAUCCUUAUAAGAGUUCGCCCAAGGAGUUCAUUCAUCUCCUGGUAAAAGCUGCGAUGCGCGAUGAGGAGAUAUCCAAAGCUAUCCGCCGAUUGAACGAGGAGAGGAUACAAAAUCCAAGUUCCUGGACGCCCGUGAGGCCACAGGAUCCGAGUUUACUGGCACCACAACCUGGUCCACUACAGAAUCAUCCAUAUGGGACACACAACCAACAAAAUCAACAGCCGAACCAGCAACUCAUGCCUGGUAUGGCGCCUGGAUAUGGACCGCAACAACCGCCAAUACCACAGCAAGCACCACACACAGUCGUAUAUUACGUUUAUCCCCCGACAACCGCAGGUCAGCCUCAUCAGGUUAUACCGGGCCCAAUGUAUGGUUCACCGGCACCAAACAUGUAUCCUCCUUAUCCUCCACCUCAACUAUCACCUGGGAUGGGGAUUCCCCCGCAACCUGCGCAACCUCCCCAUCCUCAUGCCACAGGCACGUGCCAGGGCCAGUCCGGAUUUCCAGUUCAGCCAAACCCAAGUGUAACACCUGCCAUGUCCCAUAUACAGCAAGCCCCUUAUAUACCCGUUCCCCCACAACCUACCCCCCGACAACAUUCUACCCAACAAUGCACUGCAUCUGGAGAAGACGGUACAUGCAGGAACGCCAGUACAGCUCGUCAUUCAAAAUCAAGCGACAACACACCUACGAAUAACGUUGCCGAUUCAGAUAGCAAUACAAAUUCGUACCAUACUGCCAUUCAAAUCGAUGAUGCUGACGAGGAUGAGGAUGACGGAAUUAUUAAUAAUGACGAUGGCAAUGCGAGUGAUGGGGCUGACAUCGACCCUGAUGACAUGGAUUUAGAUCAAGGUCCGGGACGUAAGGAACAAUCUUGUAAUUUCACGUGGGUUGUAGAUCGAGCCGAGACCCAAUUAGGAUGGACUGGCCAAUAUGAGAAAGAAUCUGAAAUAAGGCAAGAUACCAUAGGACAGUCUACGGCCAUUAAGCUUCAAAAACACCUUAAGAGGAUGAACGCCAUGAUCGACAAGAACGUCACUUUUCGCAACCGAGCACAUAUUUUAACGGUAAUGCGCGAGGUGAUCAUGGCAACUCUAGAUACGGACUCUCGCGUCGGCAUUGCCUGCCGACAGAAUGCCAAAGAGUACGACGAUACGUUCGUGGAGGCCGUGGGGAAGUUAUCGCCGAAACACAAGCAGGGAUUGAAAUCCUUGGAGGGAGGUAAAUGGAUGGAGGAGAUGCAAAUGCUUGUCGAGGAGGCUAAUCGACAAUCCAUGUUUCCCCGCCUCGCGGAAGUGACUGCUCUGCUGGAUAUCUAGGGCUGCUAGGUAGUUGAAAGUAGAUGGAUUCGGGUUGGGACAUUGUUAAGUUUACGCGAGAUACCCAUUUGCUUGAUGUCUUUGGUUUCUGGAACGGCGCUACGGUAAGGCGUAAGAUGACGGGAUCUGGACAUGGCAAUGGAUUACUAGAGAAACCGCUAUGUUACCUACUUGUUGGCCCAUGGGCGGCGAUGAUUUCCAAAUAGUAUAUGCAUUUAUAAACGAUG